CAUUAUCGUUAAAUCGUUCCCGCCAGCGUCGCCCGUCUUUCGCUACCGACAACAUCACUCUACGUUUACUGCAGCCCUAUCAACUGCGACUCCGACGAGACACUGAUUGUGCUAUUACAUCAUGGGAGCCAAGGUCCCCCGCAACUUCCGUCUCCUCGAGGAGCUCGAGAAGGGCGAGAAGGGCAUGGGUGCUGAGGCGUGCAGCUACGGCCUGGACAACCCUGAAGACCUCCUGAUGUCUGACUGGAACGGCACUAUCCUUGGCCCUCCCCACAGUGUACACGAGAACCGCAUCUACUCGGUCAAGAUGCACUGCAGCGAUCAGUACCCCGACAAGCCGCCCACCGUUCAGUUCGUCAGCAUGGUAAACCUGCCUUGCGUCAACCAGCGAAAUGGUGUUGUCGACCCGUCCCAGCUGCCCUGUCUUGCCAACUGGAAGCGUGAGAACACCAUGGAGACCGUCCUCAUUGAACUGCGAAGAUACAUGGGUAGCAGUCAAUGUAAGAAGCUGCCUCAGCCCCCCGAGGGCACCGAAUACCAGAAACAAUAAGUCUUCGGAAACAAGCGAAAGGAACUGCUUCAUAGACUGAAGCAAUGACUUAUGACCUUGAAUCAUCCUGUUUUCCAUCUCGACAAAUGGGCAACUGAGAGUUGUGCAUAACGGGCCUUGACCCAGAGAGAUGCUGGCUUCAGAAGAGGAGAUCUCACCGGCUGGUGUUUGUCUGGAGUCAGGUGCCGGAUCUAGGAGAUAACCCAAGGUACCAUCGCCUGGAGGGAAUGAGAGUUAGCAGUUCUGUUGAGAAUACCGAGCAUGAUCAUGACUUGACAAUACUCUAUCCCGAGAACGAUGGUUAAGGAUGUGAGCACCGAUCAAGUCAUAUGCUGCAUCGACAAUAAUUCCGCACGUGAUGUGAUUACUGCGGCGGUGCGGAACUGUUCCGCUCUUGAGAUAUCCGCAACCAUGAAAUCUUGCAACCAUCCCCUU
Molecule: messenger RNA, 985 nt
Organism: Truncatella angustata
Lineage: Eukaryota; Fungi; Ascomycota; Sordariomycetes; Amphisphaeriales; Sporocadaceae
Product: ubiquitin-conjugating enzyme
Exons: 3
Coding region: 122-550 (142 amino acids)
Biological process (GO): DNA damage tolerance; protein K63-linked ubiquitination
Cellular component (GO): nucleus
Source: RefSeq, a predicted model, not a curated record